Molecule: messenger RNA, 504 nt
Organism: Coniosporium apollinis CBS 100218
Lineage: Eukaryota; Fungi; Ascomycota; Dothideomycetes
Exons: 2
Coding region: 1-504 (167 amino acids)
Source: RefSeq, a predicted model, not a curated record
AUGAAGUCGCCCUCGGUGAACCUCCACGCCUCUGAAGGCGGCCUUGAAAAAGACGUCAAGGCUUGCGCACACGACCUCUCAGCCCUUGACGAAUACGUUCAAGCCUUGCGGAUACCUAAACAGGAUUCUGCGGUCCCAGAGGGAAACCUCACAACCGAGGGUGAAGAGAGAGCACAAAAGGAGGAUGACCUCAUCAGCAUCGCCUCGAUUGUCGUCCUUGCUAUCUUCUGCCUGUACAAGCUCUUCGGAGAGGACUAUCAGCAAGACUUCUACUGCAAGUCUUCUCAAGGCCGGUUCUACUGGGCCUUCCUCGUCAACGUAGUGAAAGAGGCCCUCAUGAAGUACACCGCCAAGGCAUUGCAACCGUCGGCUACAGGAGAGCCAGAGGGUGCCGGCAUCAGAGCACUGAAGCGGCUAUGUCGAGUCUCUAGGGUCCCUCUCUUUAUCCUUGUGUUUUCGGCAAUUACUGUUGCGCCGGGAGCGUUUUGCAAGUGCCAAGAGUAG